Molecule: messenger RNA, 360 nt
Organism: Microthlaspi erraticum
Lineage: Eukaryota; Viridiplantae; Streptophyta; Magnoliopsida; Brassicales; Brassicaceae
Source: the annotation of a GenBank genome assembly
AUGGGUACGAGACUUCUGGCAAAUUUGAUAGUGGCGGGAAGUGGCGUCGUCUUCAGGGCUUUUUCUCAGGCAUAUCGGCAGGCGCUUACAAAUGCGUCAAAGACCGGGGCUGCGCAAGAAGCAGUGCAUAACAUUAAGAGAGGAAGCAAAGGGAUUGUAAUAAGCGAGCCAGAGGCAAGACAGAUUCUUGGUGUAACCGAGAAAUCAUCUUGGGACGAUGUUCUUAAGAAAUACGACAAGUUGUUCGAACGCAAUGCACAAAACGGAAGCUUCUAUCUCCAAUCGAAGGUCCACAGAGCUAAAGAAUGCUUAGAGGUUGCUUACCAGAAGAAAGCAGAUGGACCGACAACAAUCGCAUAA